UGGCCUCAACCUGAAACGACGCACCAUAGCCAAGCUCUUGACUUUCCCCCUCCGUUUUCCUUUAACGAACCUAUUCGUUUUUUCUCUUCCUUCCUUCCUUCGACAUUUACUUUUCAAAUGCAUCCGUUUCAUGGACUCUAUACUCUUUCCCUCUCCAUCCAAAGAUGCCGAUGACGUUUUUACCCUCUUCGAUUACUCCAGCAACCAUCCUUGUCCAAUUCCACUGAACCCCUCUUCUUAGUCUCCUUCAGGUGGUGGAAGGAGGCUAGAGAGGCUGUGUGCAGUGGCGGCGGCGGCGUUUUGUAUAAUGUGACGACACAAUUGACUGUUGCUGGCGAGGAUGAGGAAAAGGAGGUGGGCAUGGCGGUGGGGAGUAGGGAUUUGGAGAUUCUAGUGAUUAUGAAGAGAGAAGGGGAAGCGAAGAUUAGUGAAGAAGAAAGGGUUUCAAGCGAGGGGGAUUUUGCCUUGGUUUCGGAGUGGAUGUUUUUGACAGCUCUUAAAUGGCAUAAUGACUUGACGGGUGUGGAAACUAUUUUACCUGAUGAAGAUAGCACACACGACCUGUUCUCUUUACAGAUCAGACUUUUGUGUGUGUUGGAAACAAAUUCAUUGGUUAUAAAGAUUAGCCAAAAGGUUCAUUACGAAUUGAGCCCCUUUUCAUAAACUAUUCUAAAUAUUAGUUAUGGUGUGGAUCUUGUUUAUUCGUUGAUUGUGGAUGCUGUUACCAAGAGUUGGUAAAACUAACUCUUUUGUAAAGCAACCAAUGCUUGAAUUAAAUUUUGUAAGCUAAUGAUUUUUGAAA
This is a messenger RNA of Olea europaea var. sylvestris, 802 nucleotides long. Its product is annotated as ubiquitin carboxyl-terminal hydrolase 8-like. NCBI's taxonomy places the organism in Eukaryota, Viridiplantae, Streptophyta, Magnoliopsida, Lamiales, Oleaceae. The coding region runs from base 361 to 663 and encodes 100 amino acids. The record is from RefSeq and is a predicted model, not a curated record. The transcript has 3 exons.